This is a messenger RNA of Aspergillus candidus, 979 nucleotides long. RefSeq lists its product as uncharacterized. NCBI's taxonomy places the organism in Eukaryota, Fungi, Ascomycota, Eurotiomycetes, Eurotiales, Aspergillaceae. The record is from RefSeq and is a predicted model, not a curated record. The transcript has a single exon. Bases 213 to 818 code for a protein of 201 amino acids.
UUGCUGUCUGGACAGAUUACUUGCUGGUGGUGGCGACAGACGUCAAUCAGUCCAGGCUGAUGACCAACCGGGGAUUCCACGGACGUGCAAGUGGUUCCAUCGUCGCCUUACUGUGCAUUCUCCAGGACGCGUCGAUCACUAGCCUGCAACUGGGAAGGGGAAAAAGGAAAAAGACUAGACCGCCGGCUAUUUAGGCAGUCACUUGCUUGGAGAUGAGAUGCUAUCGUACUAAAUUGUCCACAACCAGGAUAAUUGAUUGGACUCGGCGGAAAGGAGGGUUACAGGUGGUUGGUGGGAUCGUGUUUGCGAUACUUUCGUCUCAUGUCGUCCGUGCUCAAGAGGGGAGAGAUUUGCCCACGGGGCCACAAGGCGCGCCGCGAACACGAUCGGGUCGUUUGGAUGGUGGGAAGAGGCAUCUUGGAACGACUCGGACAGGAGUUGAAUUCCGCCGUUACAAGAUUGCGCGCAUCCCUCGUGCUAAGAGCCUCGCGUAUCGAUCACGCCUACUGGGCUGUAGCGUGGUUUCACCCCCUUGGCGGCCGUUAGACGGCUCCUGCCUAGUCUUCCAGUCUAGCCAGGUUUGUGAAGUCGAGAAAUUUUCGGCUGUCAGCUUGCGCGCUCGACCGAUCUCUUUUCGACGACGGGGGUAUGUCGGGUGCGAGAAUUUCUGUGUGCCUGGGCUAAUGCAGUUGGAUGGCGCAGUUGAGUCCAGACACUGUUCGCUUAAACACCAGGACAGAGGAUCAUAUCUAUCACCUGGCCGGACGGUUCCAACCUCCCGCAUGGCGCGCACAUCGUACUAUGGUCACUUGCGCUGAAAACCUCCCUCCAUAUUACCCCAAUAGUCGACGUAUCAUGACCGUGAUAAUUAAACACAAGGAAGGAGCUGUACUUUGUAGGGUCAAGGAUUGACAUGCAGCCGACAUACACGCCGUGGCCAUCGUGGUCAUGAUUUACCACACAGCCGUAGUCGGGAUGG